Molecule: messenger RNA, 1593 nt
Organism: Botrytis byssoidea
Lineage: Eukaryota; Fungi; Ascomycota; Leotiomycetes; Helotiales; Sclerotiniaceae
Exons: 3
Coding region: 1-1593 (530 amino acids)
Molecular function (GO): oxidoreductase activity, acting on paired donors, with incorporation or reduction of molecular oxygen, reduced flavin or flavoprotein as one donor, and incorporation of one atom of oxygen; iron ion binding; heme binding
Source: RefSeq, a predicted model, not a curated record
AUGUAUAUCUUUUCUCUUUCUUUGUAUAUUGGCGUUUUUGCCGUUCUUUCGAAAUGCAUUUCCAUCUUCCUCACCCAGCGAAGACGCCUACAAGAGUCGGAACGGCAUGGCUGCGCACCCCCUCCAACAGUGUCUGGAUCUGAUCCCUUUGGCAUCAUGAGUGUUCUUGCAGCGGCGAGAGCAAAUCGCGAAGGAAGAAGCCCGAUAUGGUUCAUGGAACUUAUGGAUAAGAUAUCACCGGAUACUUUGACUGUGAGGGGAAUGGUUUUGGACACUGAAAUUAUUAUUACAAGAGAUCCAAGCUUGGUGCAGUUCAUUCUACAAACCGAAGCAAACAAAUGGGAUAUCGGACCACAAAGGAGGGAGAUUUGGAGUCCCCUUCUCGGCGAUGCUAUCUUCACUGCUCAGGGCGAUGCAUGGAAACACUCCAGACAACUCGUACGACCACAAUUUUCGAGAGAUAGAGUAUCGGAUCUUGAUCUCGAAGAGCGACACGUCCAGGCACUAUUUGCUCGGCAUGAACUUCAAAGCACUCAAGAUGGCUGGACAGGAAAAGUUGAUCUAGCCCCUUUGUUCUACAAUUUGACUUUGGACGUCUCAACUGAGUUCCUCUAUGGAAAAUCUGUACAUUCUCAAGAAGCGGGCAAUACAGCCAGUCCAAACCCUAUACAGAGCACAGAAGACACGGAUUUUCGUACUUUCGGACGUCAUCUCGAUGCAGGAAAAGAAACAUUGUUCAUGAAAGGUAUUGCUGGUCGGUGGAAUGGAUUUGUCAAAGGCCGCAACUUUGAUUAUCACCGUGACGAGGUGCAUCGAAUGGUCGACAAAUUUGUGGAAGGAUGCCUCCGUCAAACCCAAGACGAGAAAAGGCCAGAACCCGAUUCGGAGAAAAAGCCAUUUUCGCUUUUGGAUGAAUUGGCGAAGGUAAAUCAGGACCCCGUCCAGCUUCGCCACGAAACACUGCAAGUACUUAACGCUGGGCGCGACACAACUGGUUCAUUGCUCGGUUGGAUAUUCUAUUUCCUUGCACGUAAUCCAGAUAUCUACUCCAAACUUCGAAGCAUCAUUCUCUCUGACUUUGGACCAUCCGGUUCAGAGAUCUCAUUUCAAUCUUUGCGAUCUUGUAAAUAUCUACAAUAUGUGAUUGACGAGUCGUUAAGAGUCGGUGCACCUGUGCCAUUGAACGAUCGCACUUGUAAUCAAGAUACUGUUUUACCACGCGGAGGAGGUCCUGACGGUACACAACCUAUGUUCUUACCAGCUGGGUCAAGAGUAUUGGUAUCGACAUACGCGAUGCAAUACAGGAAAGAUAUCUGGGGUGAGGAUGCCGACAAGUUCAGGCCUGAGAGAUGGGAAGGGAGGAGGGCCGGAUGGGAAUUUAUUCCCUUCGGCGGAGGUCCAAGGAAAUGUAUCGGUCAACAAUUUUCGUUGACUGAGACUUCAUAUAUUAUUAUAAGAUUUCUUCAAAAGUAUGAUCAAAUUGAGAAUUUAGAGAAACCAGGCCCAGUGCUAUAUCACCAUACUGUCACAAAUCGAAGUAUGAACGGCGUACAGGUUAGAUUGCAUAAGGCAGAUCCUUUGAGUAUUGUUUGA